UGCCAGUUAAAGGGUGUUCCUUACCUGUUCGCCUUACGACUAUAUUUCCAUCUACAUAACCAAAGGAUCAACAACAAAUUCUUGGAAGACAUUCAAAGAAUGUCCAACAAAGAUGUGUAUCUAGGGCGACAUGGACAUCUGUUAUUAGGUGUGGAAAAGGAAGCAGACAAAGAGGUCUACCAACGAACAUCAGCAUAAUCUUUGACUGAGCUGAAGGCUGAACCAGAUAUUGUUGAGGAAGGUCAGAAGACUUUCACAGUGGCAUGGUUCCCCAUAAAUGAAAAAAACAAGGGCGCUGAAAAGAUCCUGUUUCCAAGAAUUGUUGGUGGAAAAACACCUGAAAUGGGAAACCACUUCAUACUUUGGGUUUUUGAUGUACAAGCAAAACAGUUGAGGAUUUAUGAUUCAACGGGCAUCUACACCACUAUAGAUGAAAGUGAUAUGGAGAUUUUGAGGGAGGGUUUACAAGAACUUGGAUCUCUGGAUGGCUGGACUAUUAGCUAUCCAAAACAAUUGUUGCAGUGUGAUGGUGUGAAUUGUGGUGUAUUUGUUUGCACUGACUUCCCGAUUCUAAUUGAAGAAAGAGAGGACACUCAAUUAGACAAUAACUGCAUGGCACAAGAUAUAAAAGCCUGUGUUUAUCAGAACCUUGGACACAAAACUCUUUACCCACAAAUUAAACUCAUAGAGUGGGUUCAAUGUGACAGGUGUGACAAAUGGUUACACAAGAUUGUGCUGGCAUAGACCCUGCAAAAAUUGAUGAAAACACACCCUUCAGUUGUGGUUGUCAUCAGCCAUCAUAUUCUUGUCAACGGACUCGGGAGGCUUUGAAGCAGGGGCUUUUGGUUGAUUCCGUUGUGAGGGACGAAUAAAUUGUGAAGCUCGAUCAAGACCACACAUCUGGUGCUUUAAAAUCCCACCGUAUGUUUUUACACCUCCAUCCCGCAUAUGCCCCAAAAUUAAAAAAACAAUGCAACUUGCGGAUUUCCUAUUUUAAUGAAGAACAGACAGAGGGGAUCAUUGACAAAGUUUACAGUGUACUAUCACUGAAAAAAGAGGACAUAUCAAGCACUAAAUGAGAUCGACUGUAUUUUGCAACCUUACGAAGCAAGCCGAAAAGCACAGCAAAUACGCAUUACUUCAGCACAGAUGAGGAGUUUGUGUACGAAAACUUUUAUGCUGAUUUUGGACCCCUCAACCUUGCUAUGCUGUACAGAUACUGCUGUAAACUCAACAAAAAGCUGAAGUCGUUUACACUGACCAGAAAGAGGAUUGUGCACUACACCAGCUUUGACCAGCGCAAAAGGGCUAAUGCCGCAGUGCUGAUCGGCGCUUAUGCUGUGAUUUACCUGAAGAAAACACCAGAAGAAGCCUACAGAGCCCUGAUCUCCGGCUCCAAUGCCUCCUAUCUUCCUUUCAGGGAUGCUUCAUUUGGAAAUUGCACAUACAACCUGACGGUUCUUGACUGUUUACAAGGCAUUAGGAAGGCCCUGCAGCAUGGAUUUUUGAACUUCGAGACUUUCGAUGUUAACGAAUAUGAACAUUAUGAGCGUGUAGAGAACGGAGAUCUGAACUGGAUCACCCCAGGCAAACUUCUUGCUUUCAGUGGGCCACAUCCCAAAAGUAAAGUAGAGAACGGUUACCCUCUACAUGCGCCUGAGGCAUAUUUCCCGUAUUUCCGCAAACACAACGUCACGACCAUAGUUCGCCUCAACAAGAAGAUCUACGAUGCCAAGCGCUUUACAGACGCCGGUUUCGACCACUAUGACCUGUUCUUUGUGGAUGGCAGCACGCCCAGUGACAUCAUCACCCGCCGCUUCCUGCACAUCUGCGAGAGCACGAGCGGAGCGGUGGCUGUGCACUGCAAAGCGGGUUUAGGCCGGACGGGCACUCUAAUUGGCUGCUACCUGAUGAAGCACUACCGUUUCACAUCUGCCGAAGCCAUCGCUUGGAUCCGCAUCUGCAGACCUGGUUCUAUUAUUGGACCCCAGCAGCAUUAUUUAGAAGAGAAGCAGGCCAGUCUCUGGGCUCAUGGUGAUAGUCUACGGUCCAAGCAGAGGCAGUAUCAGGACAGAUCAGUGCCUCAGCUUAUCUCCAGUAUGGACAACCUCUCCAUCAGCACCUCCAUCUUUAAAUCCCACAGCUUGGACCGGAUGGAGGAGAAUGAUUAUGCUGAGAACGAUCUCGGUAUGACGCAAGGAGACAAACUGCGUGCCUUAAAGGGUCGACGGCAGCCGAGGUCUGCGACCACUGGAGCCAUAAGAGUCGAGGACGUGAAGGUGCACACUAGGUCUCCAUCUCAGCCUCUUAGUCGAAUGAAACCGCCUGCCUCCAGCCAGGGCUCCAUCUCCCCCCUCAAAUCCUCCAAAGUCCCAGCGUCGUCCUCCUCCUCUUCCUCCUCCUCCUCAGUCUCUGCCUCUGCCAAGCGAAUCGGCCGCUCUUCAUCUUCAUCCACCAACCUGAAGAGCACCAGGUUAGCCAGUUCUCUGGGCAACCUAUAUGAACCAAACACUGAAAGCAUCAGUUCCGGAAAGCCGCCUUCCCCGUCCUCGUUCACGCCCCAUCCCGUCCGCACCACCUACAAUUACCACUAUGAAGUCAACAACAACAACAAUCAGUAUAGCACCACCAGCUCCCCGAGCAAAAGCCUGGGCUACAACCUGAACCACAGCGGCCCGAGUGGAGCGUCUGCCAAUGCCCGGCUGUCGGCCGGUGAACAGGGGCACCAGCGGAACCCUCCGGCGGGGCUGAGCGGCCUGUCUACCCGACACCUCAGCCGAUCCAUUCCCUCCCUUCAGUCGGAGUAUGUUCAGUACUAAAGCCGCCAUUUUCCACUAACCCGUGGCGCCUUCACUGUGACCACCAAUUCGGGGAAUGAAGCUGAAAGGAGACACUUUUGAGACUGGUGUACGGUCAACCUUGCGAGGGCUGAUCUGGAGUCUGCUGCCAGCUGUUAAAUAACAAACUCGCCUUGGCCGUCCUUUUAUUUUUUAUUUUUAUUUUUUUCUAAAAGGAGAUUUUCCAUGUAUUAACAUACAUAGAUGUCCUGAACAAUAUUUUUAAAUGAUUUUUGUACUAUUUUAUCUACAAUUCUUAUGCUCAGCAUCAAGGUUUGUUUGGUAUAUUAGUGUAUCUGUGGAUUAGGGAAUUUGCUCUGACGUAAAUGUCACGUUUUUGUCUCUCUCGAGUAUUUACCGAGUAACAUAUCAAGUGCGAGGGCUAUUUUUGAAAGGUGCAAAAUGGUUUGACAGCUAUGUGUCGCCUUCAAAGGGGAUUUUUGGGCAGCAGAAGCGAUUAAAGAGUGUUGUGUUUUCUUCAUUUGAGGUCUAAGGUGGACUCGUCUCCACGCAACAGUGGACGGCUAAUGAGACCACGACCACGAUUUGCAAGCAAACUUUAUUUUUUCCUCUCUGGAAAAUGAAGGGCUUUGUUUGUUGAGUAGGACUCAGGGUGGACUCCUUUUUAUUUUACAUAUUUUUCUGUGUCGUUGUGACAUCAUAAUGCGUGUUAUUAUCAAACUAAUUCAGAUCUGAGCUUUUAAAAAGCUUUAAGGGCUGUUGAAAACGCUUCAUCUUCACGAGUGUCCUUUCACCAGCACUUCUGAAAUAUAACAUCUCAUGUACGAGUUGGUUUUAUUAGCCAGCAUUUUCUGCGAAAUAUGAAUGAUAAAGCAUAUGAAGAAAUAGCUCAAUCAAAAGCUGCAACUUUCUAUUACGGCAGUGUUUCUCAACCACGUUCCACCAACACUGCAUGUUUUGCAUGCCUCCUUUGUCUGUCAUACCCAUUACAGAUCUUACUGUCUCUGCUGAUAAGCUGGUCAUCUGAAUCAGGUGUGUUUGAUUAAGGAGACAUGGAGCUGGUGGGACGUGGUUGAGAAAAACUCUUACAGUACAAGAGCUUGGGUUUAGGAGAUGAUGUGAAUUACAAAAUCCUUCAUGUUAGUGCACAUAAUGAAUGUACAGCUUAAUACGACUUUAAAUUCGGUUCAUUUAGGACAGGGGUGGCCAAUCCUGUUCCUGGAGAGCCACCAUCCUGCAGAUUUCAGUUGCUACCUAUAUCAAACACACCUGAACCAAUUAAUUAGGACCUGAACACCACAUGAUAAUUACAGGCAGGUGUGUUUGAUAUAAGUUGCAACUGAAAUCUGCAGGAAGGUGGCUCUCCAGGAACAGGGUUGGCCAUCCCUGAUUUAGGAUGUUUACGGUUAUGUGCAAACAAUUCAUCAAACAGUGUUUGUGUAGGUUUACCAGCAGAUUUAUGGAAAGAAAAACCUUUUGAUUAUUUAUAUACAUCACCAAAAAAGCACAGUAGAGUCAAUUCAACUUGAAUUUAUUUCGUUUGUGAAACACAAAAUAAUGUGCAAAUUUACUGAGCUCUUUUUACAAAAUGGGACUGUUGAACUUCAGAUGUAUCAUAAAAAUACUGGGUUAAUUUAGUUUAAAAGACAUUUUAUGAAAUUUUAUUGCUUUAAAAUGUACUUGGUGUGAAAAUAAUGAAGUAAUCGCUAUUCCAGUCAUUUAUUUUAUAAAAGCUUUUCAUUAUUUAAAAAAAAAAUUCUAAUUAAAACAGCUUGAUCCAAAUGUGAAACUGGGAAACUUAAUAGAAAUGUCAUCAAAUCUGGCUACAGCAGAGGCCAAGCUUCUGUGCAAAUUACAACAGUUUUAUUAUCAUUUUUAUUAUUAUUUUUAAUCAUGUAAAGCAAUUUUACGUCUUCGUUAUUAUAUAAAUCUAUUGAAAUGUGACAAACCAGUUGAUUGUGAUGACAAAGUUAAUGUACUCAUUUACAUUUGGACCUCAACAGCCCUAUUCGUUUCAUUUAAUGAAAUAAAAAGCAGCUCAAACACUUUGUCUAGCAUCUUUUGUGUUCCACUGAGAAAAUUAUAAGUCAUGUAUGUUUAUUUUAGGCGAGUAAAUGAUGACGGUUCAUUUUUGGGUUAAACCAGCCCACAUGUAUUUGAACAAAUACUCCAUUUUUAUGCAAUUGUAGCUGAUUUGACUGUUCUGUAUCUGCGUAUUUUAGCCCAUGUAGCACUCUGUACAUUCCAGACGGUGUUAUGAAUAAUGUAUGUGUAUAUAUACGUUUUGGGAGAAUCUUAUUUGAUUGAAGUAUUCUACCUCUUUAACAUAUACAUGAUGUAAACUACUAUCUUGCUUAUGGAAAAAAAAUAUACAUAUAUAUAUAUUUUUGGAGCAGUGUGUAAAGAAAAUCUAACAAUGUUAGAGCAGUGUUUGCUUUUCACAUACUAGAUGCACAUUAAAAUACAAUGUAGUGGGUUGUACAUUACUCUAUUUUUCAAUGUAAACAUGAUUUUGAAGAGCCGAAUGAAAAUAAAAGACAAAUUUUGCUUUA
This is a messenger RNA of Danio rerio (zebrafish), 5350 nucleotides long. The record is from RefSeq and is a predicted model, not a curated record. NCBI's taxonomy places the organism in Eukaryota, Metazoa, Chordata, Actinopteri, Cypriniformes, Danionidae.